CAGUGACGGCAGUAUUCAUGAACAGCGCAUGCGCUCUGGAACCACACUCAGAGAGAAGAUGGCGGCAGCAGCGAUGGUUCCGAUCUUUGGACAAAAUGUUUCUGAUAAAUACGACCUGGUUCCGGACUGGACCAGCCGGGAAGUCAGCACCGGGACCACCAUCAUGGCGGUGGAGUACGAUGGAGGAGUAGUGAUCGGCGCUGACUCUCGCACAACCACCGGAGCUUACAUUGCCAACAGAGUAACAGACAAACUGACUCCGAUCCACGACAGAAUCUUCUGCUGCAGGUCUGGAUCUGCUGCUGACACUCAGGCCAUCGCUGACGUGGUCACCUACCAGCUGGGCUUCCACAGCAUCGAGCUGGACGAGCCCCCAUUGGUGGAGACGGCUGCCAACCUGUUCAAAGCCAGCUGCUACCGAUACAGAGAGGAGCUGACUGCAGGGAUCCUGGUGGCAGGCUGGGACCGCAGGAAGGGAGGACAGGUGUACUGCGUUCCCAUUGGAGGGAUGUUGGUGAGGCAGCCGGUGUCGGUGGGCGGCAGCGGCAGCAGCUACAUCUACGGCUUCAUGGACUCCAACUACAAACCGGGACUGAGUAAAGACCAGUGUCUGGAGCUCACUGCUGCAGCUCUGUCUCUGGCGAUGGAGAGGAGACGGCUCCAGUGGCGGCGUGGUCAGACUGGCAAGCAUCUCUGAGGAAGGAGUGGAGAGACGAGUUCUACUGGGAAACCAGCUGCCCAAGUUCUCUACACACUGAUACACACACUGACACACACACACACACACACUGAUACACACACUGACACACACACACACACACACACUGAUACACACACUGACACACACACACACACACACACACUGACACACACACACUGACACACACACACACACACACACUGACACACACACUGACACACACACACACACACACUGAUACACACACUGACACACACACACACACACACUGAUACACACACUGACACACACACACACACACACUGAUACACACACUGACACACACACACUGACACACACACACUGACACACACACACUCACACACACACUGACACACACACACUGAUACACACACACACACACUGAUACACACACACACACACACUGACACACACACACACACACUCACUGACGUGUCAACGUUUGUUUUGUUAAUAAAGUUUAAAUCGGU
Molecule: messenger RNA, 1191 nt
Organism: Dicentrarchus labrax (European seabass)
Lineage: Eukaryota; Metazoa; Chordata; Actinopteri; Moronidae
Product: proteasome subunit beta type-6
Exons: 7
Coding region: 29-697 (222 amino acids)
Cellular component (GO): proteasome core complex
Molecular function (GO): threonine-type endopeptidase activity
Source: RefSeq, a predicted model, not a curated record